Messenger RNA from Ostrinia nubilalis (European corn borer), 436 nucleotides. RefSeq lists its product as uncharacterized. The coding region runs from base 20 to 436 and encodes 138 amino acids. Lineage: Eukaryota; Metazoa; Arthropoda; Insecta; Lepidoptera; Crambidae. The record is from RefSeq and is a predicted model, not a curated record. The transcript has 3 exons.
CACAAUCGGCUCCCUGAACAUGUGUAGCAUAUGCUGCGAACUGAACCGCACCGUGGGCGAGAACGGAGGCCUGUGCAUGGGAGCGGAACUGGCCGCCAGAGAGCUGGUGGCUAUUGGUACCAAGCUGCCCGAGAACUGGCCGGAUGAGGACUAUAGAGGACCAAACGUGUCAAUCCGCCUGUGCAAGAACGAGCAGUGCAAAAUAGCGGAGCUUCGCGCGUGGGCGCCGGGAAGUGCGUGCGUCACGCGCAACGCAGUCGGAGUGUGCGCACCUCGAGGCGUCUGCAAGCAGAGCUACCUUACACCACGCUCGAACAUCUACCCAGACAUUAUGAGAGUAAAAUUUUUGGAUCAACGUAGAAAAUCAUCAACAUGCUGGCGGCCAUCGACUAUGCAUUGCUUAUUACCAUUUGCUCUAACCAUGAUUGUUAAGUGA